CAGAGUCUUUCCAGGCGAGUUGCGUCAUGAAGGCGAUGGAUGGUUACGGUGUUGGGACGGUGACCGUUGCUGGGCUCAGCUACGGAGGCUUCGUGGCCUACUCGUUGGCGGCGCAGUUUAAGGAGAGGAUAGAUCGGGUUGUGCUAAUAUGCGCCGGGGUUGCUCUGGAGGAGAAAGACGUGGAGGACGGGAUGUUUAAAGUGAAGAACCCGGAGGAGGCGGCUACUCUUUUGUUCCCUCAGUCUCCUUCCAUGCUCCGGCGGCUUCUCCAGUUAUCUUUCUAUAAACCGCCGAUUUGGAUACCUUCUUGCUUUGCCAUGGACUACAUUCAUGUAAUGUGUAAAGAUUAUCUUCAAGAAAGGAAAGAACUUGUGGAAGCUCUGCAUAAGGGUAGAAGAUUCUCCAACCUUGCAAAGAUAACACAGCCGACGUUGAUUAUAUGGGGAGUGGAAGAUCAAGUUUUUCCAGUGGAAUUAGCUCAUCGAUUGCAAAGAUAUUUAGGGGAAGACAGAGCACAACUGGUGUUACUAAAGAAGACAGGACAUGCGAUAAAUGAAGAGAAACCAAAAGAGAUGUACAAACACAUGAAAUCUUUUCUUUGCACUGACGCUCUAGCUAUGAUGAUUCCUUCUCCAGAUGACAGUGCUAAUAAGAAAGAGUCAUGUUAGCUAACCUGAUAUCCCCAGAUCAUCAGCAGAUGAACAAGUGAUGCGUACUUAGUACUUGCCAAGUAGUGUUAAACUGUUUAUUAGUUAGGCAUAAUUAAAUCAUUGUUCAGCUUGUUCCCACUUCCCACAGUGUGUGUGAUUGAUUACUGAUGUGUCAUUUAUAUUAUUAUUUACUGGUGAAAAGACAUUGCUUCAAGUUGGAAUUUAAGUAUACUUU
Molecule: messenger RNA, 885 nt
Organism: Camelina sativa (false flax)
Lineage: Eukaryota; Viridiplantae; Streptophyta; Magnoliopsida; Brassicales; Brassicaceae
Molecular function (GO): catalytic activity
Source: RefSeq, a predicted model, not a curated record